AUAAUAAUAAUAAUAAUAAUAAUAAUAAUAACCAUGUCUACCAACCAAGUUGCUCCAGCUCCCACCAAGGACGAACUCAAAGAGAAGCCCGAGAUGACCUCGACGACCACGGACGACGAAAACGAGAGAGAAGACACGGUUAAGGAAAAGACAAUCAAUAUGGAGGACCUUAUCGACACAAGCACGUUCGAUCAGCUUUUGGAUAUGGAUGAUGAGGAGGAUCAUGAGUUCUCGUACAGUAUCGUGGUCAACUAUUUCGAGCAGGCAGAGGCCACGUUUAAAGAUAUGGACGCAGCACUGGAUAAGAAGGAUCUGCCAGAGCUGUCUCGGCUCGGCCAUUUCCUCAAAGGCAGCUCAGCGGCAAUCGGGCUAAAGAAGGUCAAGGCAACAUGUGAAAAGAUCCAGCACAUUGGCAACUGUCAGGACGAGAUUGGCGUCAAGGAUCUCAACGAAAGCGAGGCAUUAAGAAAGAUCACCCAGAUACUGCCGCGGGUGAAGGCAGAGUACUCGGAGGCAGAGGAGUACCUCAAAAACUUUUACGAGCAAGAAACUCGAUAAGCUUUUUUCCUUUUCUAUUCCUUAUCCCUACACCCUGUAUAAACCUCGCUUCGCUCUAAUUCACACCUCUUGCUGACACCUUCUCCAUAGCAACUCAUCACAAACGAACCAAACCCUUUCUUUGUAUGUAAAUUCUUCACUCCAAUCAAAUAAUGAUGCUACGGCCCAACCACACCUCCACAGAUCAACCAGCCCUCUUAUUUCACAACUGUAAUAUCUUUGUUUUGGCUUAUUUCCUUGUUGGAAAAAAAAGAAAAAAAAAAAAGAAAAAACAUGUGUGCGUCUUGUCAAGUCAUGCC
Molecule: messenger RNA, 857 nt
Organism: Zychaea mexicana
Lineage: Eukaryota; Fungi; Mucoromycota; Mucoromycetes; Mucorales; Lichtheimiaceae
Product: signal transduction histidine kinase
Exons: 3
Coding region: 34-558 (174 amino acids)
Biological process (GO): phosphorylation; phosphorelay signal transduction system
Cellular component (GO): nucleus; cytoplasm
Molecular function (GO): histidine phosphotransfer kinase activity; protein histidine kinase binding
Source: RefSeq, a predicted model, not a curated record